Messenger RNA from Aedes aegypti (yellow fever mosquito), 5847 nucleotides. RefSeq names its product AT-rich interactive domain-containing protein 5B. The record is from RefSeq and is a predicted model, not a curated record. Bases 653 to 4204 code for a protein of 1183 amino acids. NCBI's taxonomy places the organism in Eukaryota, Metazoa, Arthropoda, Insecta, Diptera, Culicidae. Gene Ontology annotation, cellular component: nucleus. Gene Ontology annotation, biological process: regulation of transcription by RNA polymerase II. Gene Ontology annotation, molecular function: transcription cis-regulatory region binding. The transcript is spliced from 8 exons.
AGUCUAUGAGAAACCGCCGUCGAGUGAAGGUGUGUCGUUACGGUAUUGCGAAAAUCGUAUAUUUUUUCUUCAGUGUUAUGCAUUAGAACGCGCGGAAGGGUGAAAAAGCAUUCAGAAAAAAACCGCUUGCAUUAGUUCCCUCUCUGUCUGUGUUCUUCUUUCGUUUCGUUGGUCACCUUCUUCCGUCGUCGGUGGCGACGAGUGGUGGGUGAACUGAGUGGCAAGACGUCGUGAAAAACAUCGCUCACCAUCAUCCACAAGAGAGGGAGGUGAAAACUUGGAUCAUCUGCCAAGUUUUUUGUAAGCAGUGCGGGAUUGAGUAGUUAAACAACCGCGACAGCCAAACAGUGAAAAUACAAAACUACCCAGUGGUAUUUCAUUUGAGUCAAGUGAAGUGGAAUAAAAAACGGAUACAUACCGUGAAGCCUAAAGUUAAAAAAUAUCUAUGUAAAAGAAGAAACCGUAUCAAGAGCUGAAUUUUUAGUCGACUGGAACGAGAUAAGCAACAAAGUUCGCAAUAAGUAACGCGUUCUUCUGAUUGCUUCCGCACGAGUGCAAUUGCAGUGACAACAUAGGAUAACAUUUAUGGAUUAUCACUGAUCGACUGCUGCUUCUCUUGGAUUUGACCGGCGUUAUCGUUAAACACGCGACGAUGGAUAUAAAGGUCGUCGGUGGAGCAUGUGCUUAUCGUGGAAAUUACACGUUCUACAAGGGCGUCAAAAUCACAUUUCCCAGCCGGGACUCUCUGUCGGCAGUUGCAUCCACCGCUCCGACGGGUGCGACAAGCGUGUCCGUGUCCUGUCCAUCGACAUCCUCGUUAUCAACCGAGUCGCAACCAUCAUCCACAGCAGCAACCCCGUUGUCCACAGCGACGGGGACGGUUCCAUCGGUGACCGUACCUUCCGGUCAGAGUCACAAAACCGCCAGUCAAAGUAGCAAUAGUUCCGACAGUAGCAGCAGCAGUAGCAACAACAAUAAUAACAGCAAAACGCAAACCAACGCAAACGCAAAGCCAAAACAGACGCAACGAAAAUGUGUCAGUGAAAAUAACAGCACCGCGACCGGUGUGAAUAAUUUAUGUAAUGCCACGCCAGCGGAAAAAGAAAAUCCAAAGCCGAUGGUGCUGGCUCUGGGCGAUUGCUUCCCCGUGCGACCAUGGUCGGACUCACCAAUAGCGUGCCUCGCCGAGCUGCGGAUGGUCUGGAAGGAUCGAAACGAGCAAUGCCUUUUGAUUGCCCUUCGGUUAUAUUUCCUGCCUGAAAACACGCCGUCCGGCCGAAACUGUCAUGGAGAGGACGAAGUGCUGGCCAUUUCCGAUAAAGUCAUUCUGCGAGCGGACGAUCUGCUAACGUGGGUAACACCCGAGUUGGAGUGGAACUGGGGCCUUCGGACGACGUACAACAAACAUAGUGCAAAGGACGCGAUGAACACGACUCGUUUUCUCAGUAAGCAUGCAUCGCUGGACUUUGGAGAAAUAGACAAGGAAAAGCAUGCCGUCGAGAAUAUUGCGUCCAAAAUUGCGGUGGUCAGCUUUUCGCGCUACUGUCGCUACCGAGCGGUCCUGAAGCGUCUGGAGGGAGUGAACGACGAUUGGCUGCGGAAUACACUGGUGGAGACGCUCAGUGGAUUUGUGGCCACAACUCCCAACCUGAAGAUCAUGUUUUGCAAGGACACGUUUGACUAUCCCGAACUGGAAACCCACGAGCUGCUGUGCAACCAUUUGGCGCCAAAGCUGAAAGGCAGACCGCGAGGCAAGCGGAAGAAAACCCUUUCAGAUUCGUCGUCCGUUGUAGUCAAGAAGGAGGGAGUGUCCGAAGAAAGUGAAUCCAACGAUACGGAUUUGUCGGACUAUUCAUAUAGCAAGGCUUUACCAUCCAAGAAGGUUGAUCUGCAGACAACUCCUCGGUAUAAUCCCAGGCCAUCCAGGGCAGCACAAGGCGUUAAGCUACUGGUGGAUCCAAUUGCUGUGCCACCUGUACCUUUACCGCUACCGCCAAGUAAAAAAGAUAAAAAUAAAUCAAAAUCAUCGAAGACUAAGAGUAAAAAGUCCAAAGUUGGACGGAAACCGAAAGUUUAUCAAACAACCAAGAAGGUCGAUGAAAGUGACUUGGAAGAAGAGAUCGAAAAUACAACGGCAUUCGAAGAAAUUCAAGAGGACAAGCAAGAACAGGAAAACGUACCACAGGAAGAAGAAGCCGACGAAGGAAAGGAGGAAGAGUUGGAAUGCAAACUGUUUACUAUUCAAGAUGGAAUGGUCCCAGAUGAGAAAGACUUCCUGCAACGAGUCGAGCAAUAUCUGGAUGAGAAAGCUUUGGCGUAUGCCAACAGUCAAGCAACGGCGCUUAAAGACGUCAAACUCUACACCAUUUACACGCGAGUGCUCAAUGCAGGUGGUUAUAGCGAGGUGAAAUCUAAGGAUCAAUGGAAUCGACUGCUGGAAGGUACGGGCGGUGAAAAUGGAGUUAUGUCUCGAAAGAAGUACGAGCGAAUACUGUUCCCAUAUGAAAAGAAUCAGCAAGAGAUUGCCGAAGCAGUUAAGAAAGAAAUUGAUGAACAAGAGGAAAUAUCGCAUGAAAGUCAAAUCUCUCCUACGCCACGUGAGACAAACUUGAAGGACACCAUGGUAGAAGUCAAAAUUGAAAAACAGGAACCUGUCGAUGAAAAAGAGGUACCUAUUAAGGAAGAAUGCAAGGAAAAUAAGGAGAAUCAGGAAUCUACUGCUGACGUGUUGGAAGAAGUCGCUGUGAAAAAAGAAGUGGAGGACACCAAACCGUGUGAACCGUUAAAAGACGAGUCCGUGGAAGUACAAAGUAAAUUAAGAGCGAAGGCAUUAUCGCCUCUAUUGGAGAACAACAACAGUAACAGUAGUCCUGUGACAGGCAGUCCCAAUGGGGUACAUUUAGGCAUGUCUCCGGUAUCGGUUCCAUUAACAGUAAUCGUUCGUCCCAACAUCGAUGAAAAGGAUCAACAAUCGUCUCAGAUACAGAUCAAUCAGCCGCAUACGACCAUUACGGUGCACCAGACUACCAUUCAUCCGCAGAACAACCAGCAACCAAAUAGUCAGCAAAUUAGUGGACAAAGUCCUCAGCAUAUAACGAAUCAAAUUCAAAUCACCAAUCAGAUACAAAUACAACAAAUUACCGUGCAAUCGAGUGAUAAAAACUCCAACGGUGGUCAAAAUGACGCUUCGCAGUUUAAGUAUAGCUUUAAGCAAGAUAAAUCUGGUCAAGAAAUUAAUAUCGAGUCUCCGUCUGCGGACAACUCUAAGGGUGCUAACUUCGAGAACAACAUUAGUGCAACAUUAUUCCCUGUUAACACGGAUCCCGAUCUGACCAUCAAAGAGGUAUCAGUUUGUCCCACUAGUGGUACGGUGUCAAUCAGUACUGCUACUACAAACGUUCCGGCCGGUACUAAUGCACCAUCAAAAACGUCAUCUCUACGGAAUGUGCGCAUGAAAGCUGAUAGGAAAUUAUCCGGCAGUACGUCCAAUCUUGCAACGGGGGCCAUUGCAAAGCCAUUCGAGAAGGAGAACAUUUCCUUGCUCGGUGCAGCAGGUGGGCUUUUCAGCAGAGAAAGUCUCACUACGAUAACUCCAAUUGCAUCCAGUUUGUUAGGCAAUCCAGCCGGAGCAGCUAUGUUAGCUGGAUUGGCCUCUGGUUUAAGUGGCAGCCCUAUUGGAUCAACAGUAUCUGUAGAAAGUGGUAUGCCUAAACCUAAUAUCCCAAGUCCCACAGAAGUAAUUGAUCUCGUCGAUAGUGAUAAUGAGAGUGAAUCGUCAACUCCCACUAAAAGCACUACUAGCAAUACCAAUGCAACUAAACAGGCAGGACUUUCGGUUCGACCUAUCCCUUCGCUACUUCCUCCAAUGAAAAAGCGCAAAUUAGACAUUUUACGAGAGGGUGGUCUUGAAGUUACACCCAUUUCGAAUGGCAAAAGCAUUUUCUCAGCCAUUACGCAAAACAGCCCCAAAGCCAGCUCCAAUCCUGUGCGAAUAAAUAUCACUGCCGAAUUAAGCCCACAGCGAGGUAAGGCUCCUGAUGAAUUCCGGUCACGGGAUAGGAAUUACAUACCUACACCGAUUGAAUGUCAAACCCAGGGAUGUAUGCAAAAACUGGGCAAAUUUUUGGAAAUCCCAAGGACAUUCCUAAUGUUCCCACGGCUCCAACGAGGGAAAUUUCCAUCUCAGCGCCAACUGAUUUGUUAGAUCUUACUGGGUCAGGAAACAAACAAUCUGCUCCCGAAAAUCUAGCCGCUAAGUGUUCAGCUGGUCUGGACUUUACGGCAACGUCGUCAAGACAGCGAACGAUUUCUGGUUCCAGUACAGGGCGUGCUCCACGAUCGGCACCUAGUUUGCAAAUUACACUCGUACAUGGACCCAAUCAAAUGCCGUUGCAAAUUCCUCAACCAUCUGUAACCAGUCCACAGCAACAAAAUCCUCUGGGUCUAAAGAAAAAGCCUUACGAACUUGUGCCAUUCCCAAACACUGCCGGUACACCCCCUACGGUUAUACCGAAAGUACCAAGCCCUAAAAUUUCACUGGGACCAUCAUCCUCCGGUUCGUCUACAUCCAGUUCAAAUGGACAAGGAUCGAAUGCGAACUCGCUGCUUGAAACCGGCCUUCUGUUGGCAAACUUGCAAAAGGCAAAUCCGUUACUAGUUGCCAGUAUUCUCUCCUCAUCAGGACUUUCAAAAACAUCGAUUCCUGGUUUGACUCAGUUGCUCGGUACUCUUACUGAGCAGCCGCCAGUUGCUCCGAAGAAAACGCCUCGUCGAAGAUCCAAUUCUCAAGCUCAGCAACAAUCUCAACAGCAGCCACCGUCCUUGCAGCAAAUGACUCCACCACAAAUUCCUCAGCAUCUUCAACCGACACAAAAAAUUACAUCAUCACCCCAACAUCCACCACCCGCUGAUUCUCCGUUGUCCCAUCCGCUUAGCCAACAGAUCAAACUUCUGCAGCAAGUUCAGAUGCAGCAGCAACAAAAGCAAUUUCUUGAGCAACAACAGAAAGCGGCCCUCGAGCAGCAGCAAAAGGCUGCCCUUGAGCAACAGCAAAAGGCCGCUCUCGAACAGCAGCAAAAGGCCGCCAUGGAGCAGAAACGCAUUCAGGAACAGAAGCAGAAACAACUACAAAUGCUUCAACAGCUUCAAGCACAGCAACAAGCGCAAGCGACAGCAGCAGCGCUAUCGUCAGCAGCAUCUUCAUCUUCUGCAACCAAACAGAACACCCGUGGGUCAUCGAAUCCCGCGGCGUCACCUGCACAAACAUCGGGACCAUUGGGCGGAGGCUUCCCAUUCGAUCCGCUUUAUCUUUCAGCCAUCUACUCGAAUCCAAGCCUCUACCUGCAGGCUUUGAACCCAGAGCAGUUGCUACAGUUCUACAAAAACCUUCCCAAUGUGUCGGGCAUUCCACCAAACAAUAAGAGCUAGCUGCGCUAAGCACAAUACUUUUUGUUUUUGAGUAUAAUGUAUCUAAUGAUAUACGUAUCGCAUGUACCUAUAUGCAUAAAAAAGCUUGCGGUGUGUCAAGAUCUAGAUUGAAGCAUGAAACGGAGGGUCGUGUUUAGCCUAUAUGAAAAAGUAGAACAAAUUAUGAUUUUAUGUACUGUUAGUGUGUAAGUUCGAUGAUAACUGUACAUUUUUUUGUUUGUUGGAUUAGGGACUAAUUAGAGUAGAAAUUUGUUUUUCUUUCGUUUUCAUCCUACACGGAUGAGACUGAAUUGUUUUUUUUUUCUUAUGAGUAUGGUUAGCUAAUUUAGUACACCCUAGAUAACAAGAACAUCUGUAUGUAUGGAUAUUGGAUGCAAAUGAAUUGAUUCCGCUAUUGAUGUUUUGUAACAAUCGAAAUGA